AUUGAUCAGCCUCUAGUGAUUGACAGCCGUUCGAUACGGCGCGCGCUCACGUGAUUCAAAUCCUCCGGAAUACGGCAGCGGAACACAGACUGAACCCGUACUGCUCGGUGUAGAGGUUUCCUCCGCUUCAGACAACAAAUUACACCGAAUACGGCAUCAAGAGUUCUGUCGAGAAAGAGCAGACGGUGGAAAAAAAUGGACUUGGCCCAUCAUGGUCUCGUUCUCCUUAAGCGCCUCAAUGCUCAGAGAGAGUUUGGUUUCCUCUGUGACUGUACUGUGGCCAUCGGGGAUGUUCUUUUCAAAGCCCACAAAGCCGUUCUUGCAGCGUUCUCAAACUACUUCCGAAUGCUGUUCAUCCAUCAAGACAGUAACUGUGUUCGACUGAGACCUUCAGACAUACAAGCAGAUAUCUUCAGCUACCUGCUAAACUUAAUGUACACUGGAAAAUUCACCACACAGCCCAUUGACCCGCUUCGCCUUGAGCAAGGUGUAAAAUUCCUGCAUGCCUACCCUUUAUUACAGGAGGCAAGUCGUCUUAUAAACCCUGAGUCCCAUUAUGUACCUUUGACAAACUCACUUUAUGGAGUACAGAUACCUGAUCAGACUUACAGUGGGCCUGAAAGAAAUACAGCAUGCAAGGAUGGCAUCUAUUCUAAAAACUCUGAAAGCGUUAAUCGAGAAUUUUUGGACAUUUCUAAAAUGGAUUACAGAUCGCCACAACCUGUCGGGAUAGAGUCACCCACCCAAAAUCCUGCAGCCACAAUGGUCCAACACCUCACAUAUGGCAUAAUGAGUAAGAGUGGUUCUUCCAGGAAGCAUUACGCCUGUAAUUAUUGUGGAAUCCGUUUUAACCAGAGGUGGAAGUUGAAGGAACAUCUCCUUGUCCACACCAAGCAAGCAGCUGAGCCACAUGUGUUGUCUAUGCAAAAUGAUCACACUAUUGAGCUCGAAGGUCAGGAAAUGGAGGAGGAACAUUUGCAUGCUGACAGUGAUGUUAUUAGUGAUACCGAUCAACAGGCGUGGAUGGAAGACACCCCACCGCCCUCUGAAAUUGCUGAUAUAGACAACCUGGAGGGCACUGAGAUGGGACGUCAAAUGAAACGCCGAAAAUUUGAGUGUCCGACCUGUGCUCGCAAGUUUCUUCAGAAGAGCCACUGGCGUGAGCACAUGUACAUUCACACCGGAAAGCCAUAUAAGUGCAGUGCUUGCGGAAAAAACUUCUGCAGAGCCAAUCAAGCUACUCGACACGUUUGUUUGAGUCCGGACACAGACUCGUACAUUAUGGUCAACAAACAGAGUUUGGUUAUGUGUGGUGGAGAAGACAACAGUCAAGUGGAAGCUCUCUUUCAGUCUUCUGAAAGACCUUAUAAAUGUAGCAUGUGUGCAGCACCUUUUGCAAGUCCUUCUGAGGUUCCGAAACAUCAGUGUUUGACUGAGAGUGAUGCUGUACCAUUGGCAGAAAAUUCACUGGGGGAAAAUCAAAUGAAGCACUUAGAGACAACUACACCUGAAGUAAACAUUCCUUCUUGAAAUGUCAUGCUAAAACAGUCUUAGAUUAUUGCCAGUAUUUAACUGUUUGUAUGUUUGUGUUGUUAUGAACCAAGUGAUGUGUUUUUUAAGGUCUACAGCAUUUUCAUGUCUUUUUUUUUCUAUUGAAAGGUAAUUUGUGAAUUUGUUUGAAACUAAUAAAAUGCAGAAACUUAAUGUUUCCGAUCAGAAACA
This is a messenger RNA of Carassius carassius (crucian carp), 1722 nucleotides long. RefSeq names its product zinc finger and BTB domain containing 2a (gene zbtb2a). The coding region runs from base 196 to 1530 and encodes 444 amino acids. Lineage: Eukaryota; Metazoa; Chordata; Actinopteri; Cypriniformes; Cyprinidae. Gene Ontology annotation, molecular function: protein binding. Gene Ontology annotation, biological process: negative regulation of transcription by RNA polymerase II; regulation of immune system process; regulation of cytokine production. The transcript is spliced from 3 exons. The record is from RefSeq and is a predicted model, not a curated record.